AUGUUUCUGCGCAAGGGCGGUACAGGUUGUCCAUAUUACUUUGUGGCCAUUCUAGUAAUGGCUUCAACCAAUGGUAAUUACACAUUUCAAAGCGACACUAAAGAUGACAUUUUCGGUUAUCUCUAUAAUAAAACAUUCACACCGAACAAUACAAACUUAAAUUUCCUUACGCAGGACGAUGACGCUGGCCCUGGAUAUAAUUUCAGAUUCACUGCGACUUUGUUGAGCGCUCAUUCAGCGAUUCACGUAGUUACAACAUACUAUCCUUCUAAAUCUGCAGCAUUCAAAAUCAUAAUUGACGGCCCCUCGCAAGUAACAUUACGUCCAUAUAACGGUACUCCUCACACAGUGAUUUGCCCACAAACCACAACCACAACAACGACUACAACAACGACUACGACAUCGAUCACGCCGAACACUCCUACAACGACCACAACGGCAAUCACGACAGAGACUAUAACAACGACUGCAAUCCCGACUACAACAGCAACCACGCCCAAGAGUACCACAACGACUACGACCAAAACUACAGCAAAGACCACAACAACAACUACGACCAAACCUACAACCAAAACUACAACAACGACUACGACCAAAACUACAACAACUACUACGACCAAGACUACAACAACGACUACGACCAAGACUACAGCAAAGACUACAACAACGACUACGACCAAAACUACAGCAAAGACUACAACAACGACUACGACCAAAACUACAGCAAAGACUACAACAACAACUACGACCAAACCUACAACCAAAACUACAACAACGACCAAAGGUACCGUUGGUAGUGAGACGACCAUUAGAUGCCCAACUAUCGACAUCACUACUUGGCUUCGUGUAGUGCGUGCAAUUCAUGUCUCAUUAUCGACAGACAUUCAGAAGGGAAGCAUUCAGCAGCACCAUUUUCUUUGA
This is a messenger RNA of Rotaria socialis, 921 nucleotides long. Lineage: Eukaryota; Metazoa; Rotifera; Eurotatoria; Philodinida; Philodinidae. The record is from the annotation of a GenBank genome assembly.